AUGGACCUGGCUCGCGACUUCAUUGACCUGGAAGGUGAUACGUUUGAGUAUCACACUACUCGUCUCGUCGCCGCUGUGAUCACCCAAAUCUUCUCAUACAUGAUCGAUAGUGGAGUCCAGUACGGCUACAUCUGCACAGGAGAGGCUUUUGUGAACGAUCCAAAUCGUCUCCACCGGACUGCCAUUGGCCAAGUACUUGCGUUUACUCUUCAACCGCUUGCCACCGAAGCGCCACACCAGGAGUGGUACGAUGCAGCGCAUGACGAGCUAAGAACUUGGAAAGUCGAAUAUAUAGAUAUACUGCGGGAUAUUCCCGAAACUAUGCGAAGCCAAAGCCAGCGGACUUCUAUCUAUCGACCCUCUCAUUGGAAGUUCGAACCAAAAAAGCACAAUACACGAUCCCGCGCCCGCUGUCAACCAGGAAUCUCGACUCUAAAGCACUCGUCUGCAGAAGGUAGCGGUAGCGGGGAGGAUCAUCUCUCCCCGUCUACCGCAGCAGCAGCGCGCAGCCAGAUGAGCCGCAAGAAAUCAACCCGCAGCAGGAGCGACAAAAAUCGAUCCAGCAGUAGACUUGGCAAAAAAGCAGGACAUGGCCCUGAACAGAAUGAUCAAAGUACCCGAGCGUACUGUACCAUGGGCUGCAUACGUGGAAUUGUCAAUCGAGGUCCUCUGGACACGAAAUGCCCGAAUUUACAAAGCCAUUUGCGACAUUCUAGUAGUCACAGGCAUUCGAUAAGCCCGGCAAACUUCACUCGCAGACUUCACCGUCAACUCGUACGGAAUCGAAAUGAGGGAUUUGAACAGUUACACGUGCGCGGCCGAACGGGUUACCUCUUGAAGACAACCCUUCUAACACAUGGAUACACUGUGGUCAUCAAAGCUACUACGGCAGAGAAACAGCAUCGCCUUCAAGCAGAGGUAGAAAAUUAUGACCAUCUAACAAGCCUGCAGGGCCGACAGGUUCCCGUCUGCUUAGGUGCUUUCAAACCACGCAUCGCAUAUUGGUACCACGGUGAAACAAUGGCACAUAUGAUGAUUUUGGGCUGGUCUGGAAUACGACUUCAACAUGUCGUCAACGACCAGAAUUUCGGUUUCUUCGACCGAGAGCGCGUGGAAGCUUUGGCUGUGCUACGGUCCCAUGGAAUUAUUCACGGUGAUAGUGAGUGGCGCAAUAUGUUGUGGGACGAUGUAGGCCAUCAUUUGGUCGUCGUUGACUUGGAGGACAUGAAGUGGCUGAAACGGCUCCGUGCACUUGGACCAGCCUCAGGCAACGGACGUCAUGUCUAUCGUGUCCGGGAAGACAAGGGUAGGCAAAGCUCUUGUCUAGCUCGGCUGGCGUCUGCACAUAUUGUUUCUUGA
This is a messenger RNA of Penicillium angulare, 1359 nucleotides long. RefSeq lists its product as uncharacterized. Bases 1 to 1359 code for a protein of 452 amino acids. Lineage: Eukaryota; Fungi; Ascomycota; Eurotiomycetes; Eurotiales; Aspergillaceae. The record is from RefSeq and is a predicted model, not a curated record. The transcript has 2 exons.